AUGAACGUGAAAAUCUCAGUUGUUCUCACCCUGUGUGCUUUCCUCACCACAACUGUGAGCCUCCUUGAGGAGGAGGAGUGCCCCCGUGUCCUGGAUUACCUCCAAAAUGCCACCACCAACAAUUUAAUUAAAAAAAGUGUCCAAAAACGUUUUGUUGAUCCAACUUUUCGUGGUAAUCCCAAAACUCGCGAGGAAGUCUGGCAUAGUAAUUUCAACACAACCUCCUCUUCUUUCGAUCAAACCCCAUCCUUAAUUAUUCUUCUCAAUAAAAUCACAACGCAAUACCUCAAUUCGUGCAUCCCAGUUAUUCUCUACGAUAAAUUCGUGCAAAAUUCAGACAGCGUUAUCCUACAGAAACUCUUCCAGACCUUCCCAAUGAGCUACAUUCACGGUAGGAUUACUCAAAACUACACAGUGGAGAAGCCGGAAUUGCUGCAAGUAGCCACAGAUUCAAAAUGCCGGAGCUAUAUUCUCUUCCUUGCGGAUGCAAUGAUGACACGAAAGGUUUUGGGUCCACAAAUCCGUGCACGUGUCGUUGUAAUCCCCCGGACAACACAAUGGAAGCUCCAGGAAUUCCUCUCAUCACCCCUUUCGCGUGAUAUUGUGAAUCUCCUUGUUAUUGGGGAAUCAUAUUCAUCGGCAGAAGUCUCCAAAAAGCGCCCCUUUGUCUUGUACACGCACAAACUCUAUGCAGACGGUUUGGGUGCCAAUAAGCCCAUCGUGCUGACAUCGUGGAUCAAUGAUAGGCUCAGCCGACCUCAUGUGAAUCUCUUCCCGCCAAAAUUCCUCAAGGGCUUUUCUGGGCAUCGCUUCCUCGUGGCUGCUGCGCAUCAACCACCAUUUGUGUUCAAGAAGAAAUCCACCGAUGGCGUGGGUAAUGUCAACAUUGCAUGGGAAGGACUUGAACUGCGCCUGCUGAAUAUCCUCAAGACCAAGCUGAACUUCACUUAUGAAAUUAUGGAGCCACACAAUCAGAAACUCAGCUCCGGCGAUGGAGUUGUGCAGGAGGUGGCUCUUGGAACGGCGGACAUUGGAGCUGGGGGGGCGUAUGUGACGACCCAACGAAUAGCGGAUGUUGAGAUGACCGUUGGGCAUUCACGUGAUUGUGCCGCCUACGUGACACUCAUGUCCAAAGCUCUGCCACGAUAUCGUGCAAUUCUCGGACCCUUCCAGUAUCCCGUGUGGAUUGCCCUCACCUUCACAUACCUCGUGGCAAUCUUCCCGCUUGCCUUCUCCGAUCGCCUAACCCUGAGUCACCUCUAUGGGAAUGCCGGAGAAGUGGAGAAUAUGUUCUGGUACGUCUUUGGAACAUUCACCAAUUGCUUCACAUUCAUUGGUAAGUAUUCGUGGAGUACAAGCAAGAAGGACUCCACGAGGAUGCUCAUUGGAUGGUAUUGGGUCUUCACAAUCAUCAUUACAUCCUGCUACACGGGAUCCAUCAUUGCCUUCGUCACUCUGCCCAUUUUCCCAGCAACUGUUGACUCAAUUGAUCAACUUCUCAGUGGAUUCUAUCGCUUUGGGACGUUGGAGAAAGGUGGCUGGGAGUACUGGUUUGCCAAUUCCACGCACAAGGAUACAGCACGUCUUAUAAAAGAUCUGGAAUUUGUUCGUGAUAUCCCUGAGGGUAUUAACAAUGUCACGAAGGCUUUCUUCUGGUCCUACGCUUUUCUCGGAUCUCAACGGGAGCUGGAAUAUGUUGUCCAAUCCAACUACACGGAUGAAACUCUGGGUAAACGAUCAGCUUUGCACAUCAGUGAUGAUUGCUUCGGAUUAUUCUAUUCUGCCUUUGCAAUGCCCAAAGAUUCCGUCUACACGGAUCCCAUCAAUGAAGCCAUCUUGCGAAUGCAACAAAGUGGUUUGAUUGAUAAACUCUCAAAUGAGGUGUCGUGGGCAAUGCAACGCACCCCUGCUGGGAGACUCCUACAGGUUAUCCCGGGGAAAGUGGCAGCAGUUGCAGUGGAGGAACGUGGCCUCACUCUCGCAGACACCGAAGGGAUGUUUCUGCUCCUGGGAAUGGGCUUCGUCCUUGCACUGGCUGCUCUAGUUUCCGAAUGGGUUGGUGGAUGCACGAAAAAAUGCAAAAGUAUCCUCCUGAAGCGUCGUCGUCGUGCCGAAGGGCUCCCAUCGGAGGAAGUCUCCGAAACCACCUCAUACCAUCCCAAUUCCAUUCAACCAGAUCACCAAGCAAACUCGGAGUUUCACUUGAGUGGCAUUGCGAGUCAAUCGGAGAGGGAAAUAGGGCGCGAAGGCAGUGAGAAGACUCCACGAAAGGCAAUGAGCCUGAAGAGCCUCAAUCAGCACACACUGAAGGAACUAUUUGAUGGCCCAAAGAGGAGGCAUUCAACGGUUAUCCUCAUGGAUGGGCAAAUGAUGACGGAUGCUGAGGCACUGGAGAAGCUUCAGCAGAAGCACGAGGAAGCUGAUUCGAUUAAUAUUUUCCGACUUUUUGGGUAUCUCGAUAAGGAAAUCCAAGAAAUGGAAAAACCAGCACUAAAUGGCGGCUCCCUUGAUGCUGAAAUCAUCCAUGAGGUGCAUGAAGUUGAGAUAAAUCGUCCUGCAACACCAUUUAGCUGUGAAAAAAUCGACGAAGCCUUCGGGGAGAAGGUCACACACCCAUAA
Lutzomyia longipalpis is the source of this 2619-nucleotide messenger RNA. It is a transcript of the gene Ir21a, whose product is annotated as ionotropic receptor 21a. The record is from RefSeq and is a predicted model, not a curated record. Gene Ontology annotation, cellular component: membrane. Gene Ontology annotation, molecular function: glutamate-gated receptor activity. The transcript has 4 exons. Lineage: Eukaryota; Metazoa; Arthropoda; Insecta; Diptera; Psychodidae. Bases 1 to 2619 code for a protein of 872 amino acids.